UGAAACAUCUUUACAAAAUGGAACCCGAGGGUGAUAUCAACAUUCGCGAGGAAAUUGCUCAAAUUUUAGCGCAUGUGGCUGAGAUUUUUCACAGGUUAUGUCACACAGAGGAAGGCGAGAAUGUAUUUGUGCGAUGGCAGCCGAUCUGUCUUCGGCGAGACGGGCAAAACAAGAGUAUCGUGCGUUAUUUGGGCGACCACCUUCCUCGUGGUUUGGCAUUUGAUCCGUUUUUAUACCACUACAGAACGAUAAUGGAGUCGGUUUUAGCCAGAAAAAGUCUGAUACGAGAAAUCGGAAAUAGGUUGCCAAUACAACCAGGAAAACGGCCAUAUUUCUAUAUGCUCCACAAACAGGCAACCGAGACAUAUACCAGGGGCGUGAAGAAUAUCCACACUGCUCAAUUUAUCCAUAGUACACCCUGCAGAAACACAAUCAGUCCUGAAAGCUGCUCCAUUGCUUGGGAUACCAUCAAUGAAAGCUGCCAUGAGAAUACUUAUCAGAACUCAAUGGUUGUAUCAGAUGAUGCAGUUAGGAAAAUCACUGCAUUGGAAGAUGAAUUAAGCAGAUUGAGAGCACAAAUCGCUGGAUUUGUCCUGAAACAAGAAGACAAUUCAGAAACCACAAGUAUGGUAUUACCCCCUGCCCCACCUCCAUUACCUCCACCACCACCUCCUUUGCCCACCACUAGAGCAGUAUCACAAACUCCUAAAAAGAAAAUUGGUAAACCUCCCUCUGCUGUAAAUGGAAACAUGCUCGAUAUGACGGCAAUUUUAAAAGAUCUGAAUCAAGUAAAGCUGAAAGCGGUUGAAAGGUCCCCGGGCGGUACGCCAAUCAGAAGACCUCCUCGGAAAACCAAGGCUGCUGAUCCCGCUUCGAUUAUCGCUGACGCAUUAAAAAGCAAGUUCGCCAAAUCUAGGCUGGCAGCUGCUUCACCUGGUAAAGAAAAUUUUCAAAGCAAUAGUCCUGGGAAUUCAUUCAGUAAUACGCCGAGUCCUCAACAUUACUUGAGAAAACCUCUUGAACCAAAGGUGAAUGAAAGACAAUCAUCGCCGGUGGAGUUUAAAACACAUUCUAUUCCCUUACGGGUCUGAGGGAAGCUUGAGGACGCCAAAUAUAAAUUUAAAAGAAAUAAUUGAUUUCCUCAGCGCCAAGUAGAAGAAAAUGCCUCGCUCACGCUUACCUUGUAAAUAAUAUAUCUCACUCCAACAAUUUUCCAUGCAGUGAAAUAUUAUUUUAUCCGAUAAUUAUAGAAAAUAAUAGAUCGUUAGCAUUUUUAGCAAUUAGAUUAUCAUUA
Molecule: messenger RNA, 1294 nt
Organism: Dendronephthya gigantea
Lineage: Eukaryota; Metazoa; Cnidaria; Anthozoa; Malacalcyonacea; Nephtheidae
Product: mitochondrial fission regulator 2-like
Exons: 8
Coding region: 18-1091 (357 amino acids)
Biological process (GO): aerobic respiration; mitochondrial fission
Cellular component (GO): mitochondrion
Source: RefSeq, a predicted model, not a curated record